Molecule: messenger RNA, 1074 nt
Organism: Oreochromis aureus
Lineage: Eukaryota; Metazoa; Chordata; Actinopteri; Cichliformes; Cichlidae
Gene: galr1a
Product: galanin receptor 1a
Exons: 3
Coding region: 1-1074 (357 amino acids)
Biological process (GO): negative regulation of adenylate cyclase activity; positive regulation of cytosolic calcium ion concentration; G protein-coupled receptor signaling pathway
Cellular component (GO): membrane
Molecular function (GO): galanin receptor activity
Source: RefSeq, a predicted model, not a curated record
AUGGAGCUACAGGUGGAAAACCAAAGUCAGCCUUUCACCACCAACACCAUGAGGCUGCCAGCUAAAAUCAUCCUGGGAAUGGGAGUAGAUAACUUCAUUUCUCUUCUAAUAUUUGGACUCAUUUUCAUUCUUGGUGUGCUUGGGAACACACUGGUCAUAACUGUGCUGGCGCGCAGUAAACCCGGACAACCGAGGAGCACGACCAACAUAUUCAUCCUCAACCUGAGCGUGGCUGACCUGUCCUACCUCCUCUUCUGUGUCCCUUUCCAGUCCACCAUCUACAUGCUACCUACGUGGGUGCUCGGAGCGUUCAUUUGCAAGUUUAUCCACUAUUUCUUCACCGUUUCUAUGCUGGUCAGUAUUUUCACUCUGUCAGCGAUGUCCGUGGACCGUUACGUGGCCAUCGUCCACGCCAGGAAAUCCUCUUCGAUCCGGGUGGAGAGGCAUGCCAUGCUCGGAGUGGUGCUGAUCUGGACCCUGUCCGUGGUCAUGGCAGCUCCCGUAGCGCACUACCAGAGCAUCGUGGAGAGGGAGAACAACAACACCUUCUGCUGGGAGGUCUGGCCGGAACACCAGAGGAAAGUCUACGUGAUGUGCACCUUUGUGGUCGGAUACCUUCUGCCUCUCACUUUGAUAUCUGUCUGCUAUGCAAAGGUUUUAAAUCAUCUGCACAAAAAGCUCAAGAAUGUCUCAAAAAAAUCCGAGCUCUCCAAAAAGAAGACUGCUCAGACUGUCCUCGUGGUGGUUGUUGUCUUCUGUCUGUCCUGGCUGCCUCAUCACAUCGUCCACCUGUGGGUGGAGUUUGGCUCCUUCCCUCUGAACCAGGCCUCCUUCGUGUUCAGGAUGGUGGCUCACUGCUUGGCCUACAGCAACUCCUCUGUUAAUCCCAUCAUCUAUGCCUUCCUGUCUGAGAACUUCAGGAACUCCUAUAAGCAGGUUUUCUGGUGCCGGGCGCCCAGCGAGUGUCCUCUGAACGAAAACAGAGACCCCCGCAGCAGAAUGGAGACGGCACCUUCCACUAAUGUCAGCGUGUCUUAUAAAGGUCACGACUCUCAGAUUAGUAAAAUGCUUUGA